AGUGUGGCAAAAACAUAAAUAUCUAGAAACAUAGGGGGUUCAAACAUGAAAGACAAGAAAAGCUUUUCCUUAGUUUAGUAGUCAGUACUUGUUCAGCUCGUUCGUUCAUCGUUAACAUCAAUUUUUUUUCUCUCUCUUCUCUCUAAAACACAUCAUCAGACGUAGGGCUUCUCCCAUUCGCCGCGCUUCUAACCACCGCCACUCUCUAUUUUACACCCCCCGGAGCUACACCCCCCCUUUCAAUUCAAACCCUAAUUGAACAAUAAACAAAACCGAGAUCGAUCGAUCCAUCGAUCGAUCAAACUUGAAGCAUUCAUUUCGAUCAUCUUUAUUAGGGUUAGGGUUAAGGGAUUCAAUUCAAUCUUUUCACGAUUAUUCAGAUCAAAUUAUAAGAGUUAGGGUUUUCAUGCUUUGGCGAUUUACACUUGCGGUGCGACUGCGAUGGCAAAUUCCGGCACCAAAUAUGUGUCUGUGAAUCUCAACAAGUCUUAUGGACAAAACUCUACCGCUUCGGGAUCAAACCGAACGCCGGCGAGACCUGUCGGUGGUGGUAUGGCGCUUCUUUCCAGACCUCGCAGUUCGCAGAAAGUUGGGACGAAGCUUGCUGUUCCACCCCCCUUGAAUCUUCCUUCACUGCGGAAAGAGCAUGAACGGUUUGAUUCGCUUGGAUCGGGUGGUGGUCAGGCUGGAGGAGCUGGUUCUGGAAGUGGUUCGAGACCUUCGUCGUCGGGUAUGGGUUGGACGAAGCCUGCUGCUGUGGUUGUGCAAGAGAAAGAACCAAAUUUUCAGGAGGAUGUGCCGAGGUAUGUUAGCAAACCGGCUGCUCCUCCUGUUGUUUCGUCGGCGGUGUUGAGAGGAGAGGAUUUUCCUUCAUUGCGUGCGACUUUGGUGCCUCCUGCACCUGCUCCUAGUCAGAAUCAGAAGAUUCAAGAGAAUUCGAAUCAGAAGCCUAAGAAUUUUGCUAAUGAGAAUGUAUCUGUUGAGCAGAAGAAGGGUAAGGAUGUGGAUGCUGAUACUAAUGGUAAUGCAAAUGCUAAUACUCUUUCACAUGUUAAUGUCAAUUCUCGGUUCAAUGUUCCUCGCACUGAGAAUUUUCCAGUUGAUAACAGCCGUGAGAAUAGAGGUUUUAGUGGGUCUCGUGGGGCGAAUCAGGAUGAGUUUUUUCCUGGUCCUUUACCGCUGGUAAGGUUGAAUCCUAGAUUUGAUUGGGCUGAUGAUGAGCGUGAUACUGGUCAUGGUUUCACUGAGAGGAGUAGAGAGGGGAGGGAUCAUGGAUUUUCAAAAAGUGAUGCUUUUUGGGAUUUUGAUAUGCCUCGUGUUGGCAUUGUGCCACAGAAGUAUGGUAGUGGUUUUGAUAAGAGGGGACAGCUGCGGGGCAAUGAAGCUGGAAAGGUUUCCUCCAGUGAAGUUCCUAAGGUGGACCCUUAUGAUAGAAUGCCCGGAAGGGAAGGGAAUUCCUCCAGUUCCACUUCGUGGAGGAAUUCGUCGAAAGAUGGGUUUAGUGUGAAAGAUGUUGGGAGUGAGAGGAAUGGUGUUGUUGGUGCAAGGCCGUCCAGUGGAAAUAGAGAUGUAGGGAAAGAUACCAAGUAUAAUUCGUCCCCUUCUAGAGAUGUUGUUCAUGAUGAUUCUGGAAGGAGGGAUGUAGGGUAUGGUCAAGGUGUGAAACAGCCUUGGAAUAAUAUGGCGCAAUCAUAUGGUGAACGUAAUGGAAUGAGUGAUAAUCGUCAUGUUGGUGGCGAUCAUCAAUAUAACAGGAAUAGAGUGGAUUCCUCUCAGAGCUUGGUGUCGAAGUCUUCAUUUUCUGUGGGUGGUAAAGGGCUUCCUGUUACUGACCCUUUGCUUAAUUUUGGCAGAGAAAAACGCAAUUUAUCAAAGAUUGAAAAGACUUACGGCGAAGAUUUCGGAGCUUCUGCUUUUGAUGGGAAGGAUAUUUUUUCAACAGGUCUUGUUGGGGUGGUGAAGAAGAAGAAGGAUGUUCUCAAGCAAACUGAUUUCCAUGAUCCUGUUAGAGAAUCUUUUGAGGCUGAGCUUGAAAGGGUUCAGAGGAUGCAAGAACAGGAGCGGCAGAGAGUCAUUGAAGAGCAAGAGAGGGCCGUGGAGUUUGCUCGCAGAGAAGAGGAGGAACGAUUAAGACUAGCUAGAGAACAGGAAGAGAGACAAAGGAGGUUGGAAGAAGAAGCAAGAGAGGCAGCAUGGAGGGCAGAACAAGAUAAGAUUGAAGCUUUGCGGAAGGCGGAAGAGCAGAGGCUAGCGAGGGAAGAAGAGAGACAAAGAAUGCUUUUAGAAGAGGAGAGGAGGAAACAAGCCGCUAAACAAAAACUUAUAGAAUUGGAACAAAAGAUUGCUAGGAGGCAGGCUGAAGCAGUCAAAGGUAACAAUAAUGUUCCAGUUGUUGUGGACGAGAAAAUGCCUGGAAAUGUGAAUGAAAGAGAUGCAUCCAGAUCUACAGAUGUAGGUGACUGGGAGGAUAGUGAAAGAAUGGUUGACAGGAUAUUAACUUCGGCAUCUUCUGAUUCAUCGAGUGUGAAUAGGCCAUUGGAGAUGGGAUCUAGGUCUCAUUUUUCUAGAGAUUUGUCUUCCACCUUCGUGGAUAGAGGUAAACCAGUUAAUUCAUGGAGACGAGAUGGAUAUGAGAACUGGAGUGGCCCAGCAUUCUAUCCACAGGACCAGGAUAAUAGUCACAACAGUCCCCGUAGAGACUCAUCCAUUGUUGGAAAGCCAUUUAUGAGGAAAGAAUAUAACAGUGGUGCUGGAUUAAUCCCUUCAAGGAAUUACUAUAAAGGAGGAAUUUCAGAGUCUCAUUUAGAUGAAUAUGCUCAUGUUAAAGCCCCCAGGUGGAAUCAACCUGCAGAUGGAGAUCAUGUUGGGAGAAAUACAGAGAUGCAUUCUGAUUUUAGUGAAAAUUUUGUUGAAAGAUUUGAUGGUUGGUCACCGAACCGUCCCCGUGGCAAUGCAUUUCCUCCAUUCGCUGACCGUCCGUACCAGAACUCUGAAUCAGAUGGAUCUUAUGCCUUGGGGAGAUCACGGUAUUCUGUCAGGCAGCCUCGUGUACUCCCCCCUCCGCUUGCCUCAGUUCACAGAACUUACAGAAAUGGAAAUGAACACCCUGCUUCUUCUGCUUUCCUAGAAAAUGAGAUACCGUAUAAUCAGGCAGCAAGGGGUGAAUCUACCGUGCCAACUGGUUAUGACAAUGGGAAUCAUGGUCAACCUGAAAUAGUUGAUCCUCUCCAAGAGGUUGCUGAGAACGAGGAGCACAAAGUGGAGGCCACACCAAGGUGUGAUUCUCAGUCUUCACUCUCUGUCUCAAGCCCCCCUAGUUCACCAACACAUCUCUCUCAUGACGACCUUGAUGACUCUGGAGAUUCUUCUGCGAUAUUGACUUCUGAAGAAAACAAAAAUUGCCUUGUCUCAGCUCCAGAUAAUGAUACCAUUGCAGCACCUGCCGUAGCUGAUACAGAGAAUGUAGUUACUUCUCGUGCCGUCUCUAGUGGUGAUGAUGAUGAAUGGGCUACUGAGAAUAAUGAGCAGUUCCAGGAACAAGAGGAAUAUGAUGAAGAUGAAGAUUAUCGUGAAGAAGACGAAGUGCAUGAAGGAGAUGAUAAUGCUGGCCUCCACCAGGAUUUUGAAAAUAUGCAUUUGCAGGAAAAGGGAUUGCCACACUUGAUGGAUAACCUUGUAUUAGGAUUCGAUGAGGGUGUUCAGGUUGGAAUGCCCAAUGAGGAGUUUGAAAGGGUACAACAAGCUUCAAACGUGACUCCAGAAGUACCUUUUGAUAAUGAUUGCAAACCCCUUCAACCUGUUGAUGACAACUCUCGCGUGAAUCUCAAUAGUUCUUCUAGUGUAUUCCAUGAAUCAGAAAAGCCAACUCCUAAUGUGGCAUCUGAGAGUCUAGGUAAUGUGGAAGCUUCUAAUGGCUUGUCUUCCAAUCAUAGUACACCAUCUUCAGUUAUUAUUGGCCCACAGUACACAUCUUCGUGUCAAAUUGUUACGUCAUCUGCUCCCGGUCAAGCUGAGUUACCUAUUAAGCUUCAAUUUGGUCUUUUCUCUGGUCCAUCAUUGAUACCCUCUCCAGUACCAGCCAUACAGAUAGGUUCUAUACAGAUGCCACUGCAUCUGCAUCCACAUGUUGGAGCACCGCUCAGUCACAUGCACCCAUCACAGCCUCCCUUAUUUCAAUUUGGCCAGCUUAGGUAUUCAUCUCCCGUAUCACAGGGGAUGAUGCCUCUAGGUCCUCAAUCAAUGUCAUAUGUUCAGCCCAAUAUCCCCUCUGGUUUCCCUUUCAAUCAUAACUCUGGAAGUCAAAUGCCAGUUCAAAGUGCUCCAGAAUCUUCUGACUCAUUUAUUAAGAAAGAUGUCAGGCAUCAGUCUGUUCUUGGCCAACCAGGUAGUUCAAGAAGCUUAUCUCAUGGUUCCCUGCCAAGUGAGAAUGCAGAAAAUUUGGCUGGAAUAAAGCAGGGACAUAUUAAUGCUCCUCCCCGUGAUGUUAAUAAUAGCACAAGGACUGCUUCUAGUUUCCAAUUAGACAAGCGAGGGAACCAAAAUAUAGUUGGAAAGAUUAGCAGUACUUCAUCCAAUGCUAAACACUCUGAAGUUCAGCCUCAUAUCAAAGAUGCAUCUCUUCGUUCAGUUUCAGAAGAGAAAGAUUUAAUGGAUUCCAGAACACGCUUUCCUGCAUCUGGUGGUAGAGGACAGAGAUAUGUUUAUACAGUAAAAAAUUCAAGCUUAAAAUCAUCAGGUCCAGGUCCAGCUCCGAGGGUUAAUCGAGCAGACUCCAGAGGAUUUUUGAGGAGGCCUAAUAGGAAUACACAGCGCACUGAGUUUCGAGUUCGGGAAAGUGCUGAGAAGAGGCAGGCUUCUAGUUCUGUGUCAACUGAUCAGUUUGAGUUGGAUAAUAAGUCAAAUUUCAAUGGAAGGGGAAUAGGCAUGUCUGGAAGAACUGGAUCCAGGAAGUCUUACAUCAAUAAAUUGGGGAAACAGACAGUAGAAUCAGUUGGAGAAAAUUCACAUGGCAUGGAUUCUGGUAGUAGGGCUGAGAAGGUUGAAGGAAAAGAAUCAACAAAGGCUCAGGGCAUUUCAUAUUCUGGGCAGAGUAAUCUCAAAAGAAACUUGUGUUCUGAGGAAGAUGUCGAUGCUCCAUUGCAAAGCGGAAUUAUACGUGUGUUUGAGCAACCUGGAAUUGAAGCUCCAAGUGAUGAAGAUGACUUCAUAGAAGUCAGGUCAAAGAGGCAAAUGAUAAAUGAUCGGCGAGAACAAAGAGAGAAGGAAAUCAAGGCUAAGUCCCGUGUUGCAAAGGUGCCACGGAAAACCCGUUCCACUACACAAAGUACUGUGACCAUGGCCAAUUCAAGCAAAGGAUCCAUUUCUACCGGAGAAGUGUCUAACAGUAGUGGUGCUGAUUUUGCUGCUGCCGAUGGGCAUGGGAUGACAAAGAGUGAUUCGUCAUCUGGAUAUAAUUCAAACUUACUGUCCCAGGCAUUACCUCCUAUAGGCACGCCUCCUUUGAAGAUUGAUGCCCAGCCUGAUCUAAGAUCACAGAGUAACAGGUCACUUAAUACAAGUGUCCCAUCAGUUUCUGGCCGUGAAAGCAAGAACAAGGUUCAUGAAAAUGUUCAGACAUCUUUGGGCACUUGGGGCAAUGUGCAAAUUAGUCAGCAGGUCAUGGCGCUGACACAGACACAACUCGAUGAGGCUAUGAAGCCUCAGCAGUUUGAUCCGCAUACUUCUAGUGGCAAUAUGACAGGUGCUGUUACUGAAUCCAGCUUGCCAGCCCCAUCCAUUUUGACAAAAGAGAAAACAUUCUCAUCUGCUGCCAGUCCAAUAAAUUCCUUGCUUGCUGGAGAGAAAAUUCAAUUUGGGGCAGUGACAUCUCCGACUGUUCUUCCUCCUAGCAGCCGUGUUGUGUCUCAUGGCAUCGGGCCCCGUCGAUCAUCUAGGUCUGACAUGCAAAUAUCCCACAACCUUGCUGGAUCUGACAACAAUUGCAGUCUUUUCUUUGAGAAAUCGAAACAUGGUAAUGAAUCUCAUGGCCAUUUAGAAGAUUGUGAUGUGGAAGCUCAAGCUGAAGCGGCUGCUUCUGCUGUUGCUGUUGCUGCCAUUGGUAGUGAUGAGAUUGUUGGAAAUAGAUUGGGUACUUGUUCUGUCUCAGUUUCAGAUGCUAAAAGUUUUGUAGCUGCAGAUACUGAUAGGGUAGCAGCAGGGGUUGGUUGCGAGAAGCAAUCAGCAAGUCAAUCUAGAUCCGAGGAGCCUCUAAGUGUGUCUCUUCCUGCUGACUUAUCUGUUGAGACUCCACCAAUUUCUCUGUGGCCUGCCUUACCAAAUACACAAAAUUCUUCUGGUCAAAUGAUCUCACAUUUUCCCGCUGUCCCUCCUCAUUUUCCUUCUGGCCCACCAUCUCAUUUUCCUUUCUAUGAAGUGAAUCCUAUGAUGGGUGGUCCCGUGUUUGCUUUUGGACCACAUGAUGAGUCUGCAUCUACAACACAGUCGCAGUCUCAAAAGAGUACUGCACCAGCAUCAAGGCCAAUUGGGAGCUGGCAACAGGGUCAUUCUGGCGUGGAAUCCUUUUAUGGUCCUCCAACAGGAUUUACAGGACCUUUUAUUGGUCCUCCUGGAGGCAUUCCAGGAGUCCAAGGGCCUCCACACAUGGUUGUUUAUAACCAUUUUGCACCUGUCGGACAAUUUGGUCAAGUUGGCUUGAGUUUCAUGGGCACCACUUAUAUCCCCUCUGGAAAACAGCCUGAUUGGAAACACAUUCCUACAACUUCUGCAGCAGGGACUAGUGAAGGGGAUAUGAAUAUGGCAUCUUCACAGCGGAAUCCCGCUAACAUGCCUUCUCAAAUCCAACAUCUUGCUCCUGGUUCGCCACUUCUGCCAAUGGCAUCUCCAGUCGCUAUGUAUGAUGUUUCUCCUUUUCAGCAUUCUAAUGAGAUGUCAGUGCAAGCUAGAUGGCCACCUGUUCCUAAUGCACCACUUUCAUCCAUUCCUCUAUCAAUGCCAUUGCAUCAGCAAGAAGGAGUUCAAACUUCCCAGAUGAGCCAUGGCCCUUCGGCUGACCAGCCAUUAAAUGUCAAAAGGUUUACCAGUUCUCGAACUUCAACAUCUUCUGACAGUGAUAGGAAUUUUCCUAGAGCCACUGAUGUAAAUGUCAACCAGUUACCUGAUGAACUUGGAUUAGUGGACGCAUCAAACUCCACUGCGUCUAAGACUUCGUCCAAGGGUGGUGUUAAUAAGAGUCAAUCUGAGAAAACUAUUACAGAUGCCGCUGCCAAAGCUGAUGUUCAGAAUGGAAAUAGCAGCAAAAGUAAUAACCAGAGUACAAGUUCUGGCUAUAGGACUCAGCCCUCACAACAAAAUAACCAGCAGCAGCAUUAUGAUCAUUCCUCAGGACAUACUAAUUAUCAGAGAGGAGGUGGUGUUUCUCAGAGAAAUAAUUCUGGCGGUGAAUGGUCCCAUCGAAGAUACCAUGGAAGAAACCAAUCUAUUGGUGGAGAUAAGAACUUUUCCUCGUCAAAGGUCAAGCAAAUUUACGUGGCUAAGCAGACUAUUAGCGGGUCAUCAACAGUUUCAUAAGGUGUGCACAAGCAAUAACUGCUAGAUGCGGAAACUAAAAUACAUGGAAGGCUUUUGUUGUUAAUUAUUGUUCCGGUGGAAAUAAAAUUUUGAUUAGCUUCUACUUGGGUUUAGGGCAGAUUGAGUGUUAGAUUAAGAUUUUUACUGGCUACAACGGAUUCUCUACCGGUCUUCCUGAUGAAAGGCCGUGAAAGGGUUUGAUAGCACUGUCAUUGUUGCGACCGUCAUUUUGCAAUAGCAAUCAGGCUUGGACAAUCUUCCUUUGUUUUCUUGACAGUAAAUUAAAAACCUCUAUUUAUUGGGUUUUGUGUAUCAGAAUCAUUAGUUGUCUUCAUAUAUUCUUUCCAUAAUUAUAAGAAAGUAUCAAAUUUUGAGAAA
Messenger RNA from Trifolium pratense (red clover), 7944 nucleotides. RefSeq lists its product as uncharacterized. The transcript has 7 exons. The record is from RefSeq and is a predicted model, not a curated record. NCBI's taxonomy places the organism in Eukaryota, Viridiplantae, Streptophyta, Magnoliopsida, Fabales, Fabaceae. Bases 442 to 7566 code for a protein of 2374 amino acids.